Pedinophyceae sp. YPF-701 is the source of this 2553-nucleotide messenger RNA. Lineage: Eukaryota; Viridiplantae; Chlorophyta; Pedinophyceae. The record is from the annotation of a GenBank genome assembly.
AUGGGAGGGCCCAGUGCGCACGGGCAGCACAACAAGAAGCACAAGACCGGGAAACAUGAGAGCAAGGGCUCGCGGCACAAGCACAAGCAGCAGAAGGAGGGACGGGACAUUCUCGGUGUCAAGGCGCGCACCUCCGCGGCCGCCCCCGGCAAGAUGGCCCGCGCGCAGAAGAGCAAGGCCGCGCGCGACGCCAAGCGCGCCGAGCUCAUCGAGCAGAAACGCACCGCCGACUCUGCCGCGCCGCUCGUCGUGGCCGUGCUCCCGCUCAGCGCGUCCGCGGACGCGCGGCCCCUCUUCGGCCUCGUGCUCGACGCCGCGGCGGCCGCGGGCGCGCGCAUCGAGCCCCCGCUGCCCGCCGGCGGCGGCGUUGACGCGCCGAUGGCCCCGGUGAGCAUUGCGUGCACCAAGCCGAGGGUGCGGCUGACGCUGCUGCCGCCGCCGAAGCCGCGCGAGGACCCGAUGGCGAUCGUCGAGGUCGCGAAGGUCGCGGACGUGGUGGUGUUCGCGCUGUCGGGCGAGGAGGGCGAGGAGCUCGAUGAACAAGGGGAGAUGGCGCUGGACGUGCUGCGGGCCAUCGGGCUCCCCUCGGUCGUGGGCGCGGUCGUCGCUGCGUGGGGCGGCGACGACGACGACGCGGGCUCCGACGGCAUGGCGGACGACGGCACGCGCAGACCGAAAGCGCCCGUGCCCGCGCCCAAGUCGCGCAAGGCGGCGCGCAUGGCCAACAACGUCGCGGGGCAAAUGAAGCUGCGCGCGGCCGCGAAGAAGCGCGCGAGCGCCGUGCUGUCGGCCGCGCUCGCGGGGGACCACAAGGUGCUGUCCGUGGGCAGCGAGGACGACGCCGUGCAGCUGAUGAGGCACCUGGGGUCGCUGCGGGGGGCGAACCCGCCGGCGUGGCGGCGGGACAGGGCGACGGUGAUGGUGCAGCGCGUGGACGUGCUUCCGGACGGGAGCCCGGACGCGCCGGGAGCGAGCGUGGCCGUGGAGGGGUACGUGCGGGGUCCGGCGCUGGACGCAAAUAUGCCGCUGCACAUCAGCGGAGUCGGGGAUUUCUCGAUUGCGCGCAUCGAGAGCGUCCCAGACCCCCUCCGCCCGCCCCAUCAGCAGCGCGCCGGCGACGCGGACAUGGAGGGCGCCGUCGUCGCCACGCCCACGGAGGCGCGCGAGUCCACGGCGCGCGAGAACGUACCUGAUCCCGAGGGUAUGGACACUGAGCAGACGUGGCCGACUGAGGAGGAGCUGCGCGACGCGGAGAUCGAGCGCGCGCUGCGGGGGUCCAAGAAGGCGUCGGGGCCGAAGAAGCUCGUCCCGCGCGGCACGUCGGACUACCAGGCGGCGUGGAUCCUGGACGCGGGGGAGGAGGGGGAGGAUGGUGGGGAGGGGGGUGUUGGGGGGGGGAGUGACGGGAUGGCGAUGGACGGCGAGGACGAGGCGUGGAUGGAGGAGGACGAGGGCGCGGAGGAGGAGGACGACUUGGUCGAGGCCGGGCGAGCGGGCGAUGACGACGAGGCGGGGCCGCGCGGAGUGGACGAGGUGCGGCGCGCGAUCGAGGAGCACCGCGCGGCGCGCAGGGACGCGGAGGCGGACGACGCGGAGUGGCCGGACUACGUCGAGGCCCCGCUGGACGUUCCAGCGCGCGCACGAUUCGCAAAGUAUCGAGGGUUGAAGAGUUUCCGCACCUCGCCGUGGGACCCGAAAGAGGGCCUCCCGCCGGACUACCACCGCAUUUUCGCGUUCGACAACUUCACGCGGACGAAGCGCUGGGCGAUCGCGACCGCGCACGCGCCGCUGGAGGCCGAGGAGGCCGCGCGGCGCAUGCCACCGGGGACCUACGUGCGCGUGCUGGUGGAGGGCGUGCCCGCGGAGGGCGCCGCGUGGCUGGCGUCGCGCGCUGGCGCAGUCGCGGCCGGCGAGGCGCCGCCCGUGGCGUGCUUCGGGCUCCUCCCGAACGAGUGCAAGUUGUCGGUCGUGCACUUCGCGGUGCACAAGCACCCGCGGUACACCGAGACCGUGGCGAACAAGGAGGAGCUGCUGCUGGUGACGGGCGUGCGCGCGUGGAAGGCGCGGCCCGUGCUGUCAACGGACACGACGGGCUGCGACAAGCACAAGAUGGAGCGUUUUUUGCACACGGGGGCGCACAGCGUGGCGUCGGUGUACGCGCCGAUCAUGUACCCGCCGCUGCCGCUGCUCGGGUUCAAGCUGCCCGCGGGGGGAGCCGGCGUGCCGAAGCUCGCAGUGGUCGGGGCGGUCAAGUCGUGCGAUCCGGACCGCGUCGUGCUGAAGAAGGCGGUGCUCACCGGGUACCCUGUGCGCGUGCACAAGAAGCGCGCCACCGUGCGCUUCAUGUUCCACAACCCGGAGGACGUCAGGUGGUUCACCCCAGUCGAGCUGUGGACGCGGCACGGGCGGCGCGGCCGCAUCAAGGAGCCAGUGGGGACGCACGGCACCAUGAAGUGCCUGUUCGACGGACCGGUGCUGCAGAGGGACUCGGUGUGCUGCUCGCUCUACAAGCGAGCCUUCCCGAAAUGGCCGGAAGAUAUGACAUUCCCCUAG